UGUAUUGAGAUGGCAGUGGAAAAUCAGUCGUUUCCGCACGGCGAAGGACGUCGGACAGGGUUUUGGUGCUCCGUUGUUUUCACGAUGGCGUUUAAAAUGAAACUGUUACAAUUAAUGACGUGGAUUGCGUUGACGUGCUGGACACCAGCAACCGUUGCUAUCAACAUCCCCGGCUACUGCGAUCACCACACGACAACCACCAGCCAGUACGAGGAAUACUUCAACAUCGACGAGAUGGGCAACAAUCGGACCGACAAAACCAUUGUCGACUUCAUUCUGUACGUACAGCUGUCCAACAUGCAGGAAGAAAUCGCCCUACUCCUGUCGACCAGUAACCGUUCGAUGCUGCAUCCCGAUUACGAGAAAACGUACGAGAUCCGAAUCAGCAACGUGUACACCGUAAUCUACAAGGAAACGCUGCGUAUGUCAGCCCACCAUAGCCACUCGUUUAACUUCUUCCCGGCGGAACAUUUUCAGUUGCACAUAAAAAUAACACGUAAGGGACUCAUAACCGUUCAAAUCGAUGGACUGGCAAAGCCGAUUCUUUCCGUGGUGGAUGAAACGCCGGCUAUUGACGUGCACUACAUAAGUUUCGGUUCGCGAAUGAACGCCUAUCCGAUCACUUGGUAUUUCUAUUGCCGUGAUCCUCCGACUACGCCGUUGCCACCGACGCUGAAACCGGGCGAGGAUGAAGGUGAGGGACACUUCAGUCAGGAUGACGCCGUUGAGUUGGAUGAGAACAAGUGUCCCGUUUGUCCUAAGCCGGCCAAGUGCGAGGUAGUGGUACGGGCCUGUUCCGAUACUUCCCAGGAUGUGCUACAGAUGAGUGAUGCCGAGAAGCAGAAGUACUUUUUCUAUUUCAAUGUGUAUUUGAGCAAGAACGGGAAGAAUGGGAAGGCUAUUGCUGCGGACCUUGGAAAUGUUGUUAACAAUAAUAUUGACUAGAUGGAUUCGAAUCCUUUUGGACAGUUUCUACAUAUCGAAACGGGAAAUGGAUCGCAUAUCGAUUAACCAGUACUUUUUCUUCCAAUUCUACGCGAUGUAACUUUACGCAUAUCUGGUUGAUAUCUUAGGAUUAUAGUACGAGCUAGUAAUAGGCUAGGGUUACCAAAUGGACUUCGAGUAAAUUAAGAACAGGAAGGAAUCUCGGACCGAGACAAGUUAGAAUGAUGUAGCACCAAUGUCCACUAAAAAUUUGAAGAUUUUAGUUGCAAUGAGUCGUGAAAGGUAUGGAAGUUUCCCAACCACUUUAUUGACAAAUAAAAACGCUGGAAGGGAAGGGAGACGAUUGAAAUUAAAUUCUCUCAAAAUACACUUGAUGUGUAAGAUGUGCAAAUAUGAUAAGGUUUGUGACUAAAAUGAAGGACAUUUGGAGUAAAAUAGAGAACCCUUUCUAACAAGGUCGAAAUUAGGGGCAAGUUAUUUAAAACGAUCAGUGGUUGGUAACCCUAAGUAAUAGAUCUAAGCAAAAGAAUUGCACAAUGUUUAUAAUCACACGAAGUGAUGGUAUUUAUUCUUAAAACUGAGAGGCCAGCGUUGAACAUUAAAUAUUUGUUUCGGAGCUACUUCUCAGUUUGAGAUUUUUUUUACUUCUUUUAACCAAUUGUUAGCUCUAGCUCAAACAGAAUUUACUAUUGAAAUUUUCAAAUUUAUCACCUUCUUCUACAUGUUUGUCUAGUCACAUAGUUAUCAUGUUCUAUAUUUACAUUUAAAAAAAACUACUACUUGUGAUUCCAACAAAAUACAAAAAUGACAAUAAUGAGUAGCUGCAAAAAAAACUUUG
This is a messenger RNA of Topomyia yanbarensis, 1783 nucleotides long. RefSeq lists its product as uncharacterized. The coding region runs from base 10 to 945 and encodes 311 amino acids. The record is from RefSeq and is a predicted model, not a curated record. NCBI's taxonomy places the organism in Eukaryota, Metazoa, Arthropoda, Insecta, Diptera, Culicidae. The transcript has 3 exons.